AUGGUGCCUCUACUAGAAAUAUUCGCACUGCGAUCAGGUCGUGUUCGCGCACGACAGACAACACCCCCUGCCUCGGGUAGCACUGAGACCCCAGCACCCGAUGGCAACGCCACCCCCGCGCCCGAAGCCCGCGGCGCCACCAGCCGCCGGCCCGCCAAGCGCAGGCGCCAAAACCGGCCGAGGCAAGACGAGGUGGAAUCUGAAGACCGAGGCGGGUCAGACUCCGGGCAUGCCGGUAGUGAUGACCCGUUCAGGUCUGAAGACGAAGCCUCCGAGUCAGCAGCAGCAGCGCCUGUCGUCGAAUUCAGCGAUGAGUCCGACAUUCUCAGCAACGACGACAGGGAUAGCAACGACGGCCGCGGGCCCGGCGAGAGCCUGAGAGACAGGAUCUUAGGCCUCGUCGAUGAUGCAACUCCCCUGGAUCUCAAACUGGGCCACCGUGCCUUGUCCCGUGUCAGCCAGUUUGUGUCUAAGCACACUGGUUGGCUGCAGACGCAUCGUCCAGCUGUCUGCGAUGUGGACCUUGCCAAGUUCAUCCCGCAGGUGGAAUACGACACGUGGUGGACCGAGCUCGACGAAGAGGCCCUUCAGGACGCCCUGGCCGCCGAUGCAUUCUAUCAGUACCUGGGCAGCCUCGACAAGCCCUCCCACGUCAUCUGGGCGCCGACAUGGGCCAAGAUAAUGCGCAUUAUGGGUUGCCUCCCGACUGACAUUAUCGGGCCCAAGCGCUACCUCGCCUCCAACUCGUACCCGGAGGUCGACGUCGGCGGCCAACGGUACGCCAACCCGCACUGGACCCCCAAGUUCUGUAGGAGACUUGCCCGCGUCGCCCUCGGUGGCCCCUGUGGUCACAACUACAGAUUGCUGGCAGUCUUCAUACUCUGGGCUGUCGCCUGCCGCAUGAAUGACCGCCGACGCAUCCCGAUGAACCACGGCACUGAUGGGGGCCAGUUCUUCGACAACCUCCAGCGACGGCUAGCCACCACCGAUGGGAAGAAGUCGAUUGUUGCCAUCCACCAGGAGGUACGCCGGGAGCUCAAGUCGCUUGGACUUGAGCUUCCGUGGUACUCUCAGGUGAUGAGGAACAUCGAGAAACAGAUGUUUCGCAACGAUCAGGACCCGUUCCACAAGGAAGUUGGGCCAAUCUUUAUAGAUUUUGACCCUUAUCUUGUGGAAACGGAGGAUCUUCUCGCUGUUGAGAUUGCUAUGAACAGCUGCCAGUCCUUCGGCAUCCCACGCUUCACCAAUGUUGGUGACAGGUUCAGAACUGUCACCAACACCAAGAAGUUUGGGUACCCCAAGUCUAGCGCUGAUUUUCAAGACCUCUGGCAGCGUAUAUAUGUCGACAAUCUCCGCUUCGACAAGAAGCGUCGUCAGCAGGCCAGGGACGGACACCUGGGUCCCUUGACCGGCUUGGACAGGAUCACUGGACGCGGGGUGGACACCAGGUUCGGUUCCUCUCCUGGCGCCCUGUCCUUCGGUGGGGACUCUGGUGGCUCGGUGGUGUUCGGCGACAGCCCCGGGGCCUCCAUGCUCGGCGAUGGCCUCGGCGAUGACCUUGCAGCGGGCAGCCCGAGUGGCGAUGGAGCAGGGACCUCUCCAGAGAGGCUCCCAAAGCUGCCGGACUGCCCGCUUCCUGGAUCGGAAGGAUUAGUUCGCAUCGCCGGACCAAAGGGCAAUUUUCUCCUUCCUGUUGGCACUGAGGUACCUGAAUAUAAUCUAGAGGUCUUACCUCGCGCCAGGGCCUUGCCUGCUCUAACAAUGAUCUCGGAGCAUAGGCAUGAAAGCCCGUAUUUUGAUUUCGCGACCGUCGAGAACUUGCUUGAGCUGGAGAACCGCCUGGUCCUGUGA
Messenger RNA from Neoarthrinium moseri, 1851 nucleotides. RefSeq lists its product as uncharacterized. NCBI's taxonomy places the organism in Eukaryota, Fungi, Ascomycota, Sordariomycetes, Amphisphaeriales, Apiosporaceae. The record is from RefSeq and is a predicted model, not a curated record. The transcript has a single exon. Bases 1 to 1851 code for a protein of 616 amino acids.